This is a messenger RNA of Conger conger (European conger), 4297 nucleotides long. RefSeq names its product thrombospondin-type laminin G domain and EAR repeat-containing protein-like. The transcript has 12 exons. The record is from RefSeq and is a predicted model, not a curated record. Gene Ontology annotation, biological process: signal transduction. Lineage: Eukaryota; Metazoa; Chordata; Actinopteri; Anguilliformes; Congridae. The coding region runs from base 38 to 2047 and encodes 669 amino acids.
GGACAGUGUCGGCAGGGAUCACGCAGGGUUCCUCUGAAUGGAGCCAUUGUGGACGUCGGUGCUGCUCUUCCUGGGCCUUCUCACCGGGACCUGUGAGGGUCAGGCCCGACCAUGGAGGCCAUGCACAGAUCUGUUGCCGCUCGACUUCCUGUCUCGGGUUCUUCCAGGGGGCGGGAAGGCCCUUAGUGGCCUACGUGUGGUCCAGGACCAGGGGGCCAAAGGCCUGCAGCUGGCCGGGCCACAUGAGGCACUCAGCUUCCCCUCCUCACAGAUUUUCAUAAAUUGUCACUUGUUUCCCACUGAGUUCUCCAUUGUGGUCACGCUCAAGGUCUCCCACGUAGCACCCAAGAAGAAUGAGUACAUUUUCACACUGGUGGAGGAGAAGUCGGACAGGCUGCUGCUGGGCCUACGCUACUCCCGAGACAGGCUUCACUUCCUGUUCCUGGGCCCAGCCGGGCGAGAGAAGCUCACCUUCAGGGCCGUACAGCUGGUGGACAACCAGUGGCACACCCUGGUGCUGUCAAUCACUGGCCAUUAUGUCACACUCACCAUGGACUGUGGAAUACCUCUGGAGCUGCUGCAGGAGAGGCCUUUCCCCCCGACUGUCAGUACUGAGGGAUCCAGGUUCUACAUCGGAAACCGAAGACGAUGGAAAGGAUUGUUUUCAGGGCUGAUGCGACAGCUGGUUCUGUUGCCCGGGUCUGAUGCUACCUCACGAAUAUGCCCAUCUUCCAACCCCAAUCUUGCCAUACUCUCCGUCCCCUCUGCCCUGCUGCACCUGCCUGCCCAACCAUCCGAACAUGAAGUUCUGAAGUUUCCCUAUGAGGCCAGUGUGCGGGUGACUCUGGGAACACUGCCCUCCUGUACCAAGAGUGAACGGGGCCAGCUGUGGUUCGAUACACUGAAGAGGGGCCUCUUCAUCUGUGAUGGUGUGGCUUGGGUUCCCCUGCUGGAAGGGAGACAGAGGCUGGACUAUGUCGAGGAUUACCAAGACCUCUACACAAACUCCAAGACAUUUGACAUUGAGGUUUUCCAAAUCCCAUCAGAGGGACUUUUUGCUGCAAUGGCAGACUGGGAGUCUAAUCCUGGCUCUGUGAUAUACAAGUGGAUUGAUGGGAAGUUUGAACCAUACCAGAACAUCAGUACCUUCCAAGCCCAAGCCUGGAAAUACUUCACAGUGGGCAACAAGAUGUUCUUGGCAGUUGCCAAUUCAAGAGGGAAGGAUCAGGAGGCUCAGGAGCUGUCUGUGAUCUACAAGUGGAGCCCAAGGAAAAAGAAGUUCCUUCCCUACCAGACACUGGAGACGCACAGCGCGCGGGACUGGGAGGCCUUCACCAUCCAGGGAGAGGCCUUCCUCGCUGUGGCCAAUCACAGACAAGGGGAACGCAACCAUAAUAUUAAUAGUGUCAUCUACAAGUGGAACCCAGGAAGCAAGGUGUUUGAAGUGAACCAGACAAUCCAAACCUCAGGGGCCUACGACUGGGAAUUCUUUACCAUAGGUCCUUACCAUUUCCUUGUGGUGGCCAACACUUUCAACGGUAUCUCGACACACGUCGACUCCAUAAUCUACAUCUGGUUAGAAGGAAUGUUCAAGCCCUUCCAGGCCAUCUCGACCUUUGGAGCAACAGAUUGGGAGAUGUUCCAGAUUGGGAACAGGGUCUUCUUGGCAGUGGCUAAUGGCCAGAAGUUUUAUGAAAACGUCCCCAGCCUCUAUGCAAUUAAUUCCACCAUCUACGAGCUCAGUACAACAACGAAGACGUUCCUCAAAUUUCAGGAUAUUGUAACCUACAGUGCGGUUGACUGGGAGUUUUUUACAAUGGGAGAUGAAAAGUUUCUGGUGGUAGCCAAUUCCUUCGACGGGACUUCCCACUCAUUAAACAGUGUCAUAUACAGGUGGCAGGGAUAUGAGGGCUUUGUUCCCAUUCACCGGUUGCCUACCACCGGGUGCAUAGACUGGGAGUUCUUCACCUCCACGGAGGGCUCCUACCUCAUGUACUCCAGUGCCACGCAGCCCCUCUCCAAGGUCUUCAGGCUGAAGACGUACUGAGGAGGUCAGCUGGUCACCCUUCCCCCGUGCGCUCCAACGAACCGGGCCAGUGAUUCACAUGACUGGGGCCGAGACAGAGACCUGGGACUGACUAUGAGCAGACUGGCAGGGAAGAGGAGUCUUUGCAACGCUCGGGAACUUGAUAUGCUGGUACCACCCCAAAACUGUACAACUGUACCAUGCCUGUGGUUUGGACCACAUGUCAGCUCAAGCUAGGUUUUGAAACAGCUGGUAGCUGGUUGACCAGUUCAGACUAGCUCCCAGCUUGACACGGUUUGAGCAGCAUAAGCUAUGUUUUAACAGCUGGUAGCAUGGUUGACCAGCUCAUACCCAGCUAGACCAGCUUCAUGACUAGCUUGGCCAUGCUGGUUGACCAGCUCAUACCCAGCUAGACCAGGUCAUGACCAACUUUACCAGCUCAAUUUUCAAGCUGGUCAAGCUGGCAUAUUUGGAUUUUACAGCAGGGGGUCUCAUCACACAUACUAUAUUUCAUGUUUCAGUGAAGCCAUUGGAAUCUACAGCUGAAUGUUGAACAGAGUAAUGAGCCCAGGAGUGGAGAUAAAUGAGAAAGUAACAAAGGCUCUUUCACGCUUAUGUAUGCCCUGUAAGAACUGUAAGGACAGAGAGCAGUGGGAAACAGUGCAUUCACACAGAAAUGACUUCAGCCCAGCCUUUUCCAUUGGAAUAAUUUACGAGAAUACUCUUGUGUGUGAUAUUUGAAGCUUGUGCUCAAGCGAACAUGCAACCUUAAAAUAAUAAUGCUAUGUUUAAAUAUAAGAAAAGGUGCGGCACUCGCUUGUCUGUCGAAAGAUAUAGGUUCAAUUUAUUAUGAAAUAAUAUUUUAGGAUUUCUAUUUUUGUAACAGUAUAAUGAUAUUUUAUUUAAUAAUGAAGUAAACUUUAAAUGAGGAUCUGUCACCCCAGUUCUUAUAAUUAUAUGCAAUGUACAAUGUUGAAAGAAGACUUUUUUUUUUUUUAUCAAUUGAUUAAGAAUACUUCCAUUAAUAUGAUCUAAUAUUUAAUUACGUACACACACACACACACACACACACACACACACACACAGUGGUCACUUUAUUAGGUAUACCUACUUGUUUAUGCAUACCCUGCUCAUCCAAACAGCACAUAAUGUGGUUGCAACUCAAUAUGAUUCCUUCCAGCAAGAUAAUGCACAAAAUGCUGCAAAGCACAGAAUACCUCCAGCUGGAUCCACUAACUUGCCGGACUUUAUCUCACAGCAAUGGCCUGCACAAUCCUCAGAUCUCAAUCCAAUAGCACAUCUUUGGGAUGAGUGGAACUGGAGAUUCACAGCAUGAGGCUGAAAAAACUGCAGGAACUGCUUGAUGCUACCAAGUCUACAUGGACCAAAAUCCCCAAGGAAUGUUUCCAGCACUGCAAGUAGUAGUCAGGCUGGAGGCAAAAUGGGGUCAUACCUAGAUAAUACCUAAUAAAGUGCCCACUGAGUAACACAAGUACUGUAUAUUCUUCCUGUGUUACUGCAGUCCUUCUAUGAUAAGCUACUUGGAAUGGUGUAAUUCCUGCAACCUCUAUUUGUGACGUCCAUAUGGGUUUUAAUGUUAAUAAUGUUUGCUCCAGCUGCAAAAUGCCAAGAUACUGUACAUAUGUCGCCCUGCUGAGAUACAAGUCACCUAUUGAGAAAUCCUUAUCCAUCAUUCCACAAGAGUCAUCUAAAAUAAUCAUUUCAUUGUUACCAAUUAUGUAAUAUUGCAUAUUCAUGCAAAGUUGGUCUCAUGGGUGCUAACAUUCAUUUUUGUCAUGAGUAUAAACUGUGAAUGGCAACGUUAAUGUUUACCUGCCACUGAAUAUGAGAGUUUUGGCUUAAAAAUGUAUUGCAUUCUUGAGAGAAAAUAAGGACUGUGGAUCGGGGAUUGUUUCAAUGUAGUGAUGCACCGGGUGGUCUGGAACUGAACAAAGACCGUGCCAGUGCUGAGUGUGGCUGGGACGUCUCGUUGGGCAGUGAGUAAUCGGCCAUAACGUCACCAUGGGAAACGAGGUUUGAGCCGGCGGGCCGCAUACUGCAGUGGCUCAUGAGGGACAUUCCUGCAACACAAUGACUGUGCAGUCUGGAUCAAGGACUGGAAAGGGAAACAAAGCAGCUUCCAGUACUGCCCGUGGCAAAAAAGACCUGCGUCUGACUGCAUUUGCCAAAUUGGCGGGCAAUGUUUUGGCCCAUGAAAAUAUGGGAGAUAAAAAAAGACUUUUGAGGCAGAAAUAACCAGACACUGUGAUG